This is a messenger RNA of Rasamsonia emersonii CBS 393.64, 2589 nucleotides long. Its product is annotated as acetyl xylan esterase. Gene Ontology annotation, molecular function: phosphatidylcholine lysophospholipase A1 activity. The coding region runs from base 1 to 2589 and encodes 862 amino acids. Lineage: Eukaryota; Fungi; Ascomycota; Eurotiomycetes; Eurotiales; Trichocomaceae. The record is from RefSeq and is a predicted model, not a curated record. The transcript is spliced from 6 exons.
AUGCGGCUGCCUUUCUCUGUCUGGCUGCUCGCAGCACUUGCUGCAACAUGCGUUGCCCAGUGGCAGAACUGGGACCCCUCCAGAGAGGGCACGGGGACCGAUUCACUGGAGAGUGCCUUGUCGACAACGACCACCCUGCCCAGUGACGACGACAUCUUCAAUGCCCUCACGCAAAAGCCUUUCGCGGGACGUUUCUUCUGGACAGGAAGAACCGGGGCCUGCCACGGCGAAGAGGACAGCAUCAAGGGGCUCGCCGAGUUCCUGGCCACCGAUAUAGACCACACGACUAUGGAGGUGAUGCUGCGCAAGGCGCGCGUGGACAUGCCGUCCUUUGUUUUCUCCCCCGAGGCCCGAGCCAAGUGGCAGUACGCUGCACAGGUCUAUGCCCAGAAUGCCGCGACAACAGCAUACGUGUUGAAAGGCAAGUGUGUUCGGGACGGCAACGUCUGGGAUACUAUUGAGUUUCCUGCCCUGCGCACCGGCGGGACCAAUAAUAGCGUGGAUUGCAUCUUCGAGAUAUCCUCCGAGCAGGCGCUGAUCGUUGAGCUGCUCUGGCAGCGGUAUACGGACAACGCCACCGUCUGCCAACAGUAUCUCAACGAGACCCGGGCCGCCAUAGCCUGCAAUGUCCACGACUCAUCCUGGUGGAGUCGGGGAAAAGGUGGUGCUAUUGAGGAACCCCAGACGAGCCUUCCCUGGCAAUACUGGUAUUCCCUGGAUGCCUCCCUCACAAAGCCGUACUUCGGUGAUGCCGCCUGUAUUCGGAAGAUGCAUGCCACCUUCGAAAGUGAAGACUACCAGACCAGCAAAUUCCCAGACAAUAUCAGUCUAACCGACGACCGUCUGACGGGCGUGUACGACUAUUGGGGCCUCUGUCCAGCCCAUUACCGGGAUGUGAACCGAUUCGGGGGCCUCCAUUUCCGGAUCAUGCCUCUCGGCGACUCCAUCACCUAUGGCUAUAGGAGCAGCGAUGGCAAUGGAUAUCGUGCUUAUGUUGAAACCAAUCUGGCGGCCAACAACACCGUCGAGUUCAUCGGCUCAGUGCAUUCCGGCUCCAUGGCGAAUAAUAGCAACGAGGGUCAUCCUGGAGCGGAGAUCAAUGCUAUCUCCAGCUAUGCAAAUGGGACAUUGAAAGAAAAGCCCAAUCUGGUCCUGUUGAUGGCCGGGACCAACGACAUCAACAACAAUGACCAAGUAGACACGGCACCAGAUCGGCUUGCGGCCUUGAUUGACAAGAUCAUCUCUACGUGCCCGGACGCCGUUGUGAUUGUCGCAACAAUUCCUGCCAUCGCCAAUGCAACAGCCCAAGCCCGUGCUGAUGCAUAUAAUGCCGGCUUAUGGAGCGUGGCUAUGCGCCGCAGCGGAGAAGGCAAGAAAGUUCUUGUCGCGGACAUGUCCAAUGUCAAUGUUACCGACCUUGCAGACGGGCUGCAUCCCAACGAUCUGGGAUACAAGCUCAUGGGCCAGAGCUGGCUGGACGCCAUUGGCAAGGCCUGUUCCCUGGGCUGGAUCACUGCACCAGUCGAAGUUGCCGCGUCGACUGGGCCUACGUCGACUGGGUCCACGCGGCAGGAAUGUCCACGCCUGGUGAAGUGGAUCGAGCAGGGCGAGAUCGCAAAUGGAGCGGGGCUAGGUACGGAUCUUUAUGCGGGGGAUGACUGCGCGAGCUUUUUUGGUGAGGACACGACAUGUUUCUGCAAUAAACUGGGGGAACUAUUUUCCCCUCCAUAUCAGGUCAACAAGGGAACGGUCACCAACUGCAACGAGUUCAGCUACAAUUACACGCAUGCUGUUCGGUUGGCGGACCUUAAUGGGGAUGGUCGAGACGAGUACAUCUGGUUGCAUGAUGACGGAGCUGUCACUGUCUUCGAGAACCUUGGAUGGACGUAUAUCAAUGGCCAGACAGGCAACGUGACCUGGUGGCCGCGUGGUGAGAUUGCCACGGGUGUCGGUGGCCGGCGGGAGCAGAUCCAUUUUGCGGACAUUAAUGGGGACAGACGAGCCGACUACCUCUGGGUACGUGAUGAUGGCUCGGUGUCCAUGUGGCUGAAUGUCCUCAGUGAUCCAUCAGACAUCAAGAAUAUCACCUGGGUAGAACAAGGCGUCAUCGCGACAGGUAUCGGAAAGACCGGGGCAGGCGUGCGGUUCGCGGACCUCAAUGGAGAUAACCGAUCAGAAUAUCUCUAUGUGGAUCUGCAUGGUGCCAUCACCGCAUACUUGAACGGGGGCCACACUUAUGUCAACACGACGACAGGCUCGGUCCUUUGGAUCGAGCAAGGGGUCAUCGCCACUGGAGUAGGCGCGACGCGUUACCAGAUCAGACUCGCUGAUAUCAACGGGGAUGGCAGAGCGGACUAUCUGGUCGUGGGAGACGACAGCUCUGUGAAGCUGUGGCAGAAUCAAGGGGGGCUGGAUAAUGGACCGAAUGCAGCUAAGGUGGGAUGGUGGCAGCGAGGAACCAUCGCGACGGGAGUCGGCGACAGAGGUACACACAUUGUCUUUGGCGAUUUGAAUGGAGACGGGCGGGCAGAGUAUCUGGAUAUCAAUAAUGCGACCUCAGCUGUGAAGGCCUGGCUCAAUGGUUGCUAA